AUGGGGUACGAAGAAGUGUCAAAGGCAUAUCGCGUUUACGACAUUGAAGCGGAUCAAGUGGUGAUAUCUCGCGAUGUCACAUUCGACGAAUCAACGUUUAGUUUCUCGCCGACGCUACUACAAGAAAUUGUUGAUGACACUGCGCUGGAUAUCGAAUCGAUGAACAUCAGCGAUGAGCCUCACCCUAUGCAGUUCAAGAAAACUGGAAAACGCAAAAGCCGUUCAAACAGCCAAGAACAAGCUCUGCAACGGACACUUCCUGAGCGUCGUGGAACCGGGUUCGAAGAAGCAAGUGCACCGGAUGACUUUGAAACGCACCAAGCGAAGCGACGGUCAAGCGCUCGAGCCAAUCUGGACGAAGAGCGAAAGGGCAGUGACGAAGAUAACGAGGAUGCUACACCUCAAGUCUUUUGGCGAGCGAGUGUCAACGCAGUCGAAGGUACUGACUUGUCUGAGCCGACAACGUUUAAAGAUGCUGUUGAUGGACCGGAUCAAGUGCAUUGGCGUAAAGCUAUCUGUGCCGAGUUGGAUUCGAUGAAACUUCGUGGCGUGCUUCGAGCGCCCAAACAGCCAGCUGGACAGCAUACCAUUGGCACCAAGUGGGUAUUCAAUAUCAAGCGGAAAGCUGAUGGAUCCAUCGAGAAAUACAAGGCGCGUCUCGUGGCAAAAGGGUUCAAGCAGAAAUAUGGCAUCGACUACACGGAGACGUUUUUCCGGUAG
Peronospora matthiolae is the source of this 720-nucleotide messenger RNA. NCBI's taxonomy places the organism in Eukaryota, Oomycota, Peronosporomycetes, Peronosporales, Peronosporaceae. The record is from the annotation of a GenBank genome assembly.